This is a messenger RNA of Hibiscus syriacus, 396 nucleotides long. RefSeq lists its product as uncharacterized. The transcript has a single exon. The record is from RefSeq and is a predicted model, not a curated record. Lineage: Eukaryota; Viridiplantae; Streptophyta; Magnoliopsida; Malvales; Malvaceae. The coding region runs from base 1 to 396 and encodes 131 amino acids.
AUGGGAUUAAGCAUUGAGAGUGAUAAGUGUGUGCUUUGUGGUGUUGAGGCUGAAAUUAGGGAUCACUUGUUCUUUGAUUGUGAUUUUGUGAGGGAGUUGUGGGGUGACAUCCUUACUUUGUGUGAUGUAACUCAUAGGGUUAGCUACGGGGAUAGGGAGUUGGCAUGGAUCGUUCACUGUUUUAAAGGGAAAUCUCUCCUUGUGAGGGUGAUUAAGCUUGCUUGGGCUGGUCAUGCGUAUGACAUUUGGAAGGAGAGAAAUAGUAGGCUUUUUGGGGGGAAAACUAGACUGGUGGGUAAUGUAUUGAAGGACAUCAAAGAAACUAUUCAGAUUCGGCUAAAAGGAUGGACUAUCAACAAUGUUGAUCCUAGGAACGAUUCCCUUUGUGUGAAAUGA